Messenger RNA from Ostrinia furnacalis (Asian corn borer), 3110 nucleotides. RefSeq lists its product as uncharacterized. The transcript has a single exon. The record is from RefSeq and is a predicted model, not a curated record. Bases 516 to 3110 code for a protein of 864 amino acids. NCBI's taxonomy places the organism in Eukaryota, Metazoa, Arthropoda, Insecta, Lepidoptera, Crambidae.
GGCUUGAUGAUUAUGUAAAAUCAUCUGAAGAUACGGUAAAUUUAAAAAACGGGAGUGAAAAUACUCAUGAUUUAGCUACAAAAGUAUUUCAGAUAGUAAACAAAGGGGAAAGCAGUUUAGAGCGUGGAGUUUCUUACUAUUUGGAAAACAUUAUAUUGAACUGGCUGGAAACUUGGUCAGACAAACAAUAUUUUCAGCAUGAUGAGAUUCUAAAACUCAUAGACAAGAUACUAGAUUACAAUAAGCAAACAAAAGGUGGAGUAUCUAAACAAGAUCAUGAUUUCAAGAACGUGCAAUCUGGUGUUGCGUCUAAUUCAGUUCAAAGUUCAAAGCCACCAGAAGGACAAGUUAUAAAAGAGAAUGUAAUAUCUACAGUUGAUAUUGCUGUAUACGGCGUUACUUUACCGAGCAGUUCAAAAGCAGGAAACACUUCUAUUGGCAAUAAUAGUAUUAACGAGAUAACCGAUGAUGAUAUACAAGCUAGACUUGAUUUGUAUUUGAAGCAGUUAGUUGACAUGAUAGAUAACUGGCUGAGUACUUUGAAGAUUCCACAAAUUCAUGAUAAAGGGUUUCGAGAGAUUGUUGUUAACGAUUUAGCUGGAGACAUAAUUGAUAGACAUAAGUAUUUAGAACUUAACCCUUCCAGCAAGGGAACUGAUGAAAGUGAACUAGAACAACUAAAGUAUCAAAUAUUUAAAUGGGUUAAUAAGUUGGUAGGUGAGGACAGACAUGAAACCGUGGAGCAUGCUUCGGAGCUUAUGAACAAAAUACAAAGUAUACCCGUACCAAUGCUGACAAAGCAACCAGAGUCUGGUAGCAAGAAUGCAAAUAGAGUAACAAAUAGAAAUGUCAAUUGUGGAGCUGCUAAAGCAAAUACAUCAGCGAAUUGUCCUUCUAACGUCAGGUUGAGUAGUCCACUAGGCUUUACUACAGGUCCAAUGGCCACCACAAACAAGCAAAAUGUAGUCCAGAUGCCUCUUUUAGGUCCGCAAGCGCCGAUAUGUAGUUUACCAUGCAAAUCAAACACGAGCAUUAAAGAUAUCACACCGAGGACUGGAACUCAGUCGACACCACAUUUGGAAGGAGAUGGAAAUAUUCCACAAGGUAUGUCUUUAGAUGAAGCUCACCAAUAUUUCGAUGCCAUCUUUCACGAACGAUUAAAAGAAAUACCUCUUGAAACACCCAAUCCUGAACAGGAAGCUUUAGCAAAUCUAGCAAGAAAAGGAAUCUAUAAUGGAAUUUGGAAGACUUACUUCCAACUCAAAGGUGAUCCAGAUAUUGAAAACGAUUAUUCAUAUUUUGCAAUGGUGUUUGAAGAUGAAUUGGAUAAAAUGUUGGAUUGUCUACCUCAGACAAACGAGAUCCAGGCAUUUAGACACGUUUGGAAGCUCAAGGUUCUAUCAGAUGUCUUGAGUAUGCUAAAAUACGUGCACAAUAUGACAGACACGCACUCUUUCAGGGAGCUGAUCGCAAAUAAAUUAGACAGGCAGUAUGUGAGAGCACACAAUUUAAAAGGCUCUAACUUACUUCAACAUAACUUCGUGAUAAGUACAGCAGAAAAUUACAUUCUCUACUCAAAAUAUAAAGAAGAGGAUCCAGUAAAAGCAAACAUUUACAAACAACGUCUUAUGAAAAAAAUUGAAGAGUUAGCUGAAAGUGUGAAGAGUCAAACCAAUGUUGACUUUAAAUACUUGAAUCAUGCGCAGUUAUGUCAAAUAGCUUUUCAGUUAUUAGAAGCUGUACCAAUACCCAAAGACGAAAACCUUACACAUGAAGUUGAGGAAAUCUUAAUAGGUGAAGAAAUAGAGCAGUGGUAUAAUGGUUUGCCUGUCAAGCCUGUAUUGAAUGAGUCAGAUAAGGCUUUACGUAAACGUAUGAGAGAAUUACUAGCAAGAAAACUGCACGAUAUAGAAAAGCGCAUCGAUUUAAAUGACUCUGCAGAGCAAAACAUGAAACAUGAAGUCUCAAAAUUCUUGCAAGAAAAAGCAGAACUGCAACAAAAUGCCGAUUUGGAAAUUAACUUUAUGGUUGAAGAACUUACAAAUCGCCUGAAAAAUAGACGGCAACAGACUAUGAUAGGAUACGAAUCGUUCGAAAAGGAGAAGCCAGUGGCUUCUACUUUUGUUCAAACGGACCCAGGGGAAGUUUUAGCUGCGUUGGUUGAUGUUGGGAUUAACGCUGAAGGAGCAAGUCCAUACUAUCUUCAAGAAGUAGAUGCCUUUCAAGGCACUUUGGCAGAUCAACCUCAAAGCAUGUUGUGUGCCAAUCAAAUAGCAGAUUCAAGUAACCAAGCUUCUUAUCAACAGUCAAUGGGGCAGAUGCCAGGACCAUGUAAUCGAAAUCAACGUAAGCAAAGUUCUCUUCAGCAGUCAGCAGUUCAGGCACCACCACCCUGUUGUCAAUUCCAAGGGAAUUCAGGCGCCAACCAAACUAAUCAAAAUAAUUUCUAUCAGUCUAUGGGACAUCCACCUCUUCCAUGUCCUCAAGAACAAGAUUAUCCAGGAGCGGGUGUAAAUAUCGGUCCUUUCCGUCAAUCAAUGGCUCCAAUUUCAGGAGCAUAUCCUCAAGGCCAAGGAGUGUUCGGCACCAGUCAAGUGGCAGGUCCUUAUCAACAGCAAGAGCAGUUGCCACAAUGCUGUCAGGAUUUAGGCACAAGGCAAGGAACGGGAUCUGUUGGCUUUGGCCCUAUCGAAAGGCCAAUUGGCGCUCAAAGUAGUUACGACCCUCGAUCGGGUUACGCUUCAGAUAGGAGCCAAAUCCAGCCUGCAAACCAGGCUGAAGCUUCUGGGCGGAUAUAUCAAGAUAAUCUACCUCCAGACUAUGUGCAGAUGUGUAAUCAAGGAAAUAUUGGAGCACCAGGUCAAACUGUGUCUGGUGUGCCACCGAGCACAGAUUUCUUGACGACCCAAGACCCUACGCCUACAGCAAGAGUGGCUAGUGCUGUACCAGACCAAGAACCAAUAGAUGAAGAGACUGACGGUGAAGAAGAGAUCUAUAAAUGUCAUUGUAUGGAACGCAUUUGGAAGUGCAAGAAACACCGUGUCUAUGAGGAUAUGGGCAGGCGUCCACGGUGCUAUCCUAUGCCAAUGCCUUGCAGAUAUUUCUAUUGA